Argiope bruennichi is the source of this 2052-nucleotide messenger RNA. RefSeq names its product adhesive plaque matrix protein-like. The record is from RefSeq and is a predicted model, not a curated record. The transcript has 3 exons. NCBI's taxonomy places the organism in Eukaryota, Metazoa, Arthropoda, Arachnida, Araneae, Araneidae. Bases 40 to 1665 code for a protein of 541 amino acids.
CCUUCUCAGGCUUAGCAAGCCUGUGAGGUCUUAUAAAAUAUGGGUGCUCUACAAGUAUUCUUCGUCUUGUCUGUGAUAAUAUGGGAAAAUGCAGGAGUUCAUGCCGACAAAGGCUACCCAAAGAAACCUUAUGGAUUUGGUUAUAAUACAGACGAUGGUUAUGGCAACACACAACAUCGUUAUGAAUAUGCUGAUCCUUAUUAUGGGGGAGUGAAAGGAUCAUACGGGUACUAUAAUGCCGAUGGAGUGUAUCGUACAGUGUACUACACUGCAGACAAGGGAGGAUUUCGAGCUAAAAUAAAGACAAACGAACCUGGUACAGAAAAUCAGAAUGCUGCUGAUGUAGAAAUAACUGCAUAUCCACCUCCACCAAAGUAUCCUCCCCCACCUCCUAAAUAUCCAGCUCCUGCUAAAUAUGCUCCCGCAUAUCCUGUACCUGCUUAUCCAGAUCCUCUUAAAUAUCCACAACCAAAAUAUCCUCAACCAAAGUAUCCUCAGCCAAAGUAUCCUCAGCCAGUCUAUCCAAAGUCUUAUUCUUAUUUCCAUAAAUACAUUCCUAAAUACUCUAAAUAUCCACCACCCGCCUAUUCCCAACCACAAUAUCCCGCCUCAAGCUAUCCUCAACCAUAUUAUUCACCACCAGCUUAUCCUCAUCCACAAUAUCCACCUCCACCAAGCUAUCCACAACCGAAAUAUCCUUCACCACCAGCAUACCCACAGCCAAAAUACCCACCACCAGCAGCCUAUCCACAACCUAAGUAUCCCCCUCCACCGUCUUAUCCUCAGCCAAAAUAUCCACCACCACCAACUUAUCCUCAACCGAAAUAUCCACCCCCAUCUUAUCCCCAACCAAAAUAUCCACCACCAUCUUAUCCACAACCAAAAUACCCUCCUCAACCAAGUUACCCAGAACCAAAAUAUCCUCCCCCACCAAGUUAUCCUCAGCCAAAAUAUCCACCUAAACCAAAAUACCCUCCACCACCUGCCUAUAAGCCAGAGCCUAAAUACCCACCUCCUGCAGCCUAUCCCCCUCAACCAAAAUACCCACCACCACCUGCCUAUAAGCCAGAGCCUAAGUACCCACCUCCUGCAGCCUAUCCCCCUCAACCAAAGUAUCCACCUCCUCCUACCUACCCUCCACAGCCAAAAUAUCCGGAGCCUACUUAUUCACCAAAACCAAAAUAUCCACAACCUAGCUACCCACCCCCACCUCCAAAAUAUCCUCCACCGCCAAAGAAGGAAUACCCUCCACCACAGCCUCCAAAGGAAUAUCCUCCCAAGCCAAAAUACCCAGAGCCGCCCAAAUAUCCUCCUCAUCCUAAUUAUGCACCCUACACGCCUUCUCCAGGAUACAAAUACCCUUUGCCACCACCGGCAACAGAAGCACCUCUUCCUGAAGAAGAACCAACAGAAGCACCUGUUGCUGGUGAGAUAGAAACCGAAAAUGCCACUGAAGCGCCUGCUGAGGAAGCAACUGAUGGACCAGCAGCAGACGUCGAAGCGGGCCCCGUUCUGGAACGCCAACAACAUUUUCGACCAAAAUUCGGAAGAAGGCUGCGACCUCCAACAAAUUCGCAUACAACUCCAGCCCCUGCUGUACCUGCUGAAGUCAUAGAACUAGAAAAUGUUGAGAUACCAGACGAAAUAUGGGACUUAACGGGUUAAAAUGUCAAGCAUUCAGUCAAAAUUAUGGCAACUGGAACACAAGUGCACAAGACUUCUUACCAUUUCAUAGGACUUUAUUGCUCAAAUCAAAAUAUAUCCUAAAUAUUAAAUAACUAAUAGAGUUUUAAGUUAAUGCCACCUCAGCUUUCUAUAAUCAUAAUGUGAUAUAUUCAUUCAGGUCUGGAAUAUGGAAUAUUUAAGUUUGUGUAUGACUUUUGAUAUGUAUUAUAUGAGGGCUCAUUGUCAUUGGUGGUGUGUUACCAUUUCAUCUCUCAUAGUCAUAACGUUGGUGUUUAUGGUGAAUAUGUAUUUAUGUAUAUAGUUAUUGUUAACCAAUUAAAGUUGUGAAUAUGUGAAUAGGAUAGUAAUAAAUUUUGCAUGAUGAAA